ACGUCCCUACGCUUGUGUGCCGAUCGCGUUUCCCGUUAACAACGAUUAGGGAUAUAAAAAUAAAAAUAAAAUAUAAAAAUAAUAAUAACAACGGUAAUGCAAUAAUCGCAAAACUAAAAAGACGAAUUACGACGACGGUGGCUUUAAAACGGAGUGCGUAAGGUUUUCAGUUAUCUCGUUUAUUUUUCCGUUGAUUAUGCGCUCAUUGCGAUUGUCCGACCGCUGUUUGUCGCGCGUACGUUGAACAGUGCAGUUUUCUGUGCGUGUCGAUGGGAUCAGGCCCCGAGAGCCAUGAAGCCGUACGACAAAUCAAACUCUUUUAUGAGAAGGGUCACGAAACGCGUGUCCGAAUACAUACCCGGAAUGACGUGGAUGAAUACGCUGAUCAACGAUGCGCAGACCGAUGAUGACCCUACGUCAAUGACCGAAAACGACGAUCAACCCCCAGUGAAGAAACUGUGUACAUCUAAUAACUCAUUUACAAACACCAAAUACCCGCCUACUAAUUCAACUGACAACCACAGGGGUUCAAAUGUGAAUGUACUUUUACCAGAAAUAUCAGCCGUUACUUGUAUACCAAGUACAAGUAAACAAAGUCCAAAAUUUAUAAGCCAAUUAAGUUCUUCCUUACAAACCCAUGAUGUUGGUAACAGAAGUUCUCUUAAAAGAAAAUCUGAUGUGGUAGAUUUGUCAAAUAUUAACAGACCAAGUUCAAAAACAGCUUUCAAUUUUGCUUCAUCAACACCUACAAUAGUUACAGCAAAUAAGCAACCAGCUACAAUAAAUUUAAAAAGAUCAUUAAAUUUAAGUAAAUCAUCAACUAGUAAUGAAUUUUUAACUCCAACUUCAUCUAAGCUGAUUAAGUCAAGGGAAAAUGAAUCACAUCAACAAUCUUCAUUAAAAUUUCAUGAAACAUCGGCAAACCACAUACCCUCAGCAUCAUUUAGAUGGGAUACAUUUGUCAAUUAUGGAGAAUUGUCAGAGCGUCAAAAAUUAUUUGCCCAAAAGUCACCUUUAAAUUGUUCUCAAGUUAUGUAUGGGGGCAGUUCUGCUCGUUCAAGCUUAUCAAAAAUUUUAGGUAAUACUCCACCAAUUCAUAGAAAAGCAGUGAUACCAAUAUCUUCUACCAAUAAUAGUGAAAUUAGAACAACCUCGUCUAUUCUCUUGGAACAUAUUUCUACUAAGAACAAAGAAAUUGAAGAAAAUAAAUUUAUUAUUCAACCUAAAGUGCACCAAAGGCAUAAAGCAGUUCAAAAAACCGUACCUAUUAAAAUAGAAUCUACAGUCAAAAUUGUUGAAACAACACCUGAGAAAGUUGAUUGCAAAUCCAGUGAAAUCUCAUCUAAUUAUUCUGGCCGAGUUGAUUCAAAUACUACAAGAAAACUUCGAGUGAAUCUUUCAAAAAAGGGCCGUGUUCUUAAGUCUGAUGAACUUGAAAUGCCCGCUGAAGUCAAUUUGCCUAAGGUUUCUCUAGCAAUGACUUCAUUGCCAAGUAUCAAUUUAUCAAAUACUAAUGCUGAGGAUAAUGAAUUCACAUUCAAUCAACCAUUAACCAUAGAACAGUUUAGUUCACAAUUUGCAGAGAAAACAUGUAGAAAAAAACAAAAAAUGACUUUAAAGAAAGCACAAAAUACUAAUAUAGAGGUAAAUACUAAAGAUCAACCUAGCACCAAAAGUCCAAGUACAAAUAUUAAUAUUUCUACAAGUGAAACCUUUGUAAAAGAAUCUACUAAAUUAUCAGCUACGAAUAAUGAUACUUCAAUUGAAAAUUCAAAUAAAAAUGAAAAGGUGCCAGAACUUGAUAGGUUUGUUGAUGAUAAUUCUAAAAGUACUUCAAAAAUAUCAUUGCCGUGCUCUGGUUCUAAAUUAGAAUCUACAAAAUCAGUGAAUAUGGAUCUUGACCGUUCACCUAAAAAGUUAGAAAGUAAUAAUACAAAUAAAUUUGUACCAGUAAAAUCUUCAACUGAACAAAAAAAGUGGUCUUGUGAUGCUUGUUGGGUUUCAAAUGAUGCUGACACAAUAAAGUGUAUAGCUUGUCAAACUCCCAAGUAUGAAAAAACACAAACACCAGUAUUAAAUAUUAUCAAAUCUGUCAAAUCAAGUACAUGGACUUGUGAAACUUGUUGGGUUCCCAAUAAAAAUGAAAUCGAAGUAUGUGUCGCAUGCCAAACACAAAAGCCUGGUACUACAAAGAAAACUGUGGUACAAAGUAAUACUUGGACUUGUGAUGGUUGUUGGGUAAAAAAUAAAAGUGAUUGUACUACUUGUAUUUCAUGCGGAACAGCAAAGCCUGGGUCUGCUUCUGAAAAUAAACCUUUGCCUUCAACUCAAUUUAAAUUUGGAUUAAAUAACAACACCUUUGAAAAUUCUGGUGCCAGUCAGUUUAAAUUUGGAUUUGAUAGUAGUAAAAAUGUUCAACCAUCUAAUCAGUUUACAUUUGGAAGCGCUGCACCAUUUGCAAGUUCUGAUAAUGCCAAAUCAGAUACUGCUAAUGAAUUUAAAUUUGGCUUAGUUAACAAUAAAGCUGAUCAACCCGUUACUACAUUCAAAUUUGGCACUGAUAGUUUAUCAAGUUUGCCAGUAAAGAAAUUAAACGAGGAUUCAAAUAUCAAUAAUAGUGAUAAUUCUGAAACUCAGUUUAAGUUUGGUGUUGAAACUAAACCAAAUCAACCUGAUAGUCAGUUUAAGUUUGGACUUAGUGCCACAACUAAUAAACCAACUGCACAAUUUAAAUUUGGUUCAGAUAAAGUUGAAAUUGAAAAGUCUGUUCAUCAAAAUCCUGUUGUUGAUAAUAAUAUAAUUAAACAAUCCCCAAAUGAAUUUAAAUCAUUAGUAAAUAAUAAAAAUGAAGAAUUAGAAAAAUCAUUAGAGUUACAAAGCCAAAGUAAUAAGCGUAAAGUUAAUGAUAUAAAUGAAAAUUGCAGUCCUAAAAUGUCUUUUGGUUCUGUUGCAACUAACAGUAGUGCUUCAAAUUCAUUAGUUAAUGUUGGUCAAAAAAAUGAAGAUCCAUCUAAAGAGAAAUUUGUAUGGGAUAACAAAGUAAAAAAAAAUGAAAUUAAGCCAAUUAUGAAUUUUGGUUCAAUUCAGCCUGUUCAAUCUGCAACUGAAAAUACAAAUCAGUUAGUAAAUGGACAUUCACAUCUUAAUGAAACUUUGAACGAAGAUCAAAAACCUGGUUUGAUUAAGACUUCUCAGUUAUUCAGUUUUGGUUCUUUAGCAAAACCAGAUCAAAAUGCGCCUGUUGACCAAAAAAGUCCUAAAAUGUUUACAUUUGGAUCAGCAACUAAUGAUAACAAAUCGUUUGGUUCACCAAUAAUGGGUAGUAGUAGUUUUCCUAGUACUGCUCCAGUUUUUGGUGCAAGUAAUUCUAUUUUUGGUAGUGGUACUACUACAUCGGCUCCAGCAACAUUGGGCUCAUCUACAUUAACACCUCAAUUUUCAUUUGGUUCAUUAGCUCCUCAGGUUCCAAGCAGUUUUUUCUCAAAGUCUUCUAAUGAAAAUGAUAAAAAACCAUUAGCUCAAACGUCAAAUUCUUUCAAUUCAUCAAAUGUUGGGUUUUCAUUUGGUGCACAAUCUCCACCUGUAUUUAGUGUUCCCAAUGCUGGAGGACCUAUAAAAAUGUCUGCAAUGGGUGAUGAUCAGACUAAAUGUUCAUCAAUCAAUAUAUUCAAUCAACCAAGCAUCAAACCAUCUGUUAAAUUAGACCCUAAUGCACCUAUAUCAAUUAAUUUUACUGGUGGAGCAACUACUCAAUUUACUGCCAAACCAGAAACAACUGAGCCACCUACUAAAAGAAAAAUUUUAAAACCUGUUAGAAGGAUUCGGUAAAACAUGGACAUACUGCUUGUGUAUUUUGUAAGUUACAUUGUUUUUAUUGUGUAACAAAAUUAAAUGUAAAAUUAAAAUUGUUCAAUGUUUGAACUGAUUCUUGUCAUUAUAUUUGUAUAAUAAUAUUCUAUGGCUAACAAUAGCUUAUUUAAAAACAGGUUGAGGUCAAUAUUUUUUUAGACAGAUAAACAAUUAUUAUUUGGAUAUAAAAUUACAUUUGACAACAUAUUUUGAUGGCGCACAGAAUUUGGAGAUAUGUUAAUAACAUAUCAAUGAAUUAGUUUUUAAUUUUAAUUUGAACUAUCUGAAUCAAACUAUAUACUAACUACAUUAAACUAUCUGUCAAAUGGUUUCUUUUUAAAUAUUAUUUUAGUAUAAAAAUAUAAAUCUAUUAUC
Rhopalosiphum maidis (corn leaf aphid) is the source of this 4224-nucleotide messenger RNA. It is a transcript of the gene Nup153, whose product is annotated as nuclear pore complex protein Nup153. Gene Ontology annotation, molecular function: structural constituent of nuclear pore. Gene Ontology annotation, cellular component: nuclear pore. The transcript is spliced from 11 exons. Gene Ontology annotation, biological process: RNA export from nucleus; protein import into nucleus. NCBI's taxonomy places the organism in Eukaryota, Metazoa, Arthropoda, Insecta, Hemiptera, Aphididae. The coding region runs from base 292 to 3828 and encodes 1178 amino acids. The record is from RefSeq and is a predicted model, not a curated record.